This is a messenger RNA of Lachancea mirantina, 1308 nucleotides long. NCBI's taxonomy places the organism in Eukaryota, Fungi, Ascomycota, Saccharomycetes, Saccharomycetales, Saccharomycetaceae. The record is from the annotation of a GenBank genome assembly.
AUGGGUCAAGGAGCAUCAACCUACGGGAAGGAUAAGAAGAAGAAGGACAAGCAGAAGCCCAAAUAUGAGCCACCAGUGCAAUCGAAAAUAGGGCGUAAGAAGAGAAGAGGACCAGCGACGGCUGAAAAGCUGCCCAGCAUAUAUCCUAACACGCGGUGUCGACUCAAGUUGUUGAGAAUGGAAAGAAUUAAGGACCAUUUGCUGCUGGAGGAGGAAUUUGUUGCCAACUCAGAGAUCUUGAAACCCUUUGAGAAGAAGCAAGAAGAAGAGAAGAAACAACUGGAAGAGAUUCGUGGGUCCCCGCUUUCGGUAGGUACGCUGGAAGAGAUUAUCGAUGAUGACCAUGCGAUCGUCACGAGCUCCACGACGCCCGAUUUUUACGUUUCCAUUUUGUCAUUUGUCGACAAAGAGUUACUAGAACCUGGUUGUUCGGUACUGCUGCAUCACAAGACUAUGUCAAUUGUCGGUGUGCUCCAAGACGACACUGAUCCAAUGGUUUCGGUGAUGAAGAUCGAUAAGUCUCCCACAGAGAACUACAGCGAUAUAGGUGGUCUGGAGUCUCAGAUUCAAGAGAUAAAGGAGGCCGUAGAACUACCACUCACACACCCAGAGUUGUACGAGGAAAUGGGUAUCAAGCCUCCUAAAGGAGUCAUCCUGUACGGAGCGCCUGGUACCGGUAAAACUCUGUUAGCCAAGGCAGUGGCCAACCAAACUUCUGCCACAUUUUUGAGAAUCGUGGGUUCAGAGUUGAUUCAAAAAUACCUAGGUGAUGGGCCACGUUUGUGUCGACAAAUUUUCAAAGCCGCGGCUGAAAGCGCUCCAAGUAUCGUUUUCAUAGACGAAAUCGAUGCCAUCGGUACAAAACGUUACGACUCAAACAGCGGCGGCGAGAGGGAAAUUCAGAGAACAAUGUUAGAGCUAUUGAACCAACUCGACGGUUUUGAUGAUCGAGGUGACGUCAAAGUUAUAAUGGCUACCAAUAAAAUUGAAAGUUUGGAUCCGGCAUUGAUCAGGCCUGGUAGAAUCGACCGCAAGAUUCUAUUCGAAAACCCAGAUAUCGCCACGAAACGCAAAAUUCUGUCAAUCCACACUAGCAAGAUGAAUCUCGCUCCUGAUGUUGGUCUCGACAAUCUGGUUACUUCCAAGGACGACUUGUCCGGCGCUGACAUAAAGGCCAUGUGCACUGAAGCAGGGCUCCUGGCUCUUCGGGAGAGGCGAAUGCAGGUAACUGCAGAAGACUUCAAGCAAGCUAAAGAACGGGUCCUGAAGAAUAAGGUCGAGGAAAACCUGGAAGGUCUAUACUUGUAA